Molecule: messenger RNA, 873 nt
Organism: Diachasma alloeum
Lineage: Eukaryota; Metazoa; Arthropoda; Insecta; Hymenoptera; Braconidae
Gene: Gar1
Product: H/ACA ribonucleoprotein complex subunit 1
Exons: 4
Coding region: 88-717 (209 amino acids)
Biological process (GO): ribosome biogenesis; snoRNA guided rRNA pseudouridine synthesis
Cellular component (GO): box H/ACA snoRNP complex
Molecular function (GO): box H/ACA snoRNA binding
Source: RefSeq, a predicted model, not a curated record
UACUGUAGAGUGCGACACGGCGUGCUGCAUGGUGUGCGUGGACUCGUCGAUACUAUUUUCAUAAACAAAAAUACUUGACAGUUAGCGAUGUCAUUCCGUGGUCGUGGAGGCGGUGGAGGUUUCGGGAGAGGUGGAGGCAGAGGCGGACAUGGAGGUGGCUUCCGAGGAGGCAGAGGUGGUGGCGGUGACAGAGGACGAGGGUUUGAUCAGGGACCCCCGGAGCACGUGACGCCCCUCGGACACUUCGAGUGGACAGUGCAAGACGAUCUUGUUGCUAAAGUUGAUAUUGAACAGGUCCCCUACUUCAACGCUCCCAUUUACACGGAGAAUAAACAACAGAUUGGAAAGAUUGAUGAGAUAUUUGGAAACAUUCGAGAUUACUACGUCUCGAUCAAGCUCAGUGAUAAUGUUAAAGCAUCGAGUUUCGAGAAAAAUGUCACGUUGUUCAUUGACCCCGGAAAGCUCCUCCCACUCCAGAGGUUUCUCCCAAAACCCCCUGGCUCAAUAGAAAAACGCCCAUCACGUGGCAGAGGGGGCUCCAGAGGAGCCCCAGGAGGUAGAGGUGGUUUUGGUCGAGGUGGCGGCUCCAGGGGUGGCUUCGGCGGUCGUGGGGGUGGCAGAGGAGGCUCAGGCGGUGGAUUCCGUGGUCGAGGUGGUGGUGGCGGAGGUUUCAACAACCGCGGGGGAGGAGGUGGAAGGGGACGAGGCAGAUGGUGAAAAUUAUAUUCCACAGAAGUUAGCAGAAAACGUGAAAUAAAAUAUUCUCUCUUUUUUAUUACUGAAAGACUUAAUUAUUACCACCACAUGCAUCCUGUAUAACGAAAAUGUUGUUUAAAUAUUUCUUCGAAUGCAUAAAUGUUAAUUUCAACUGUA